Molecule: messenger RNA, 1659 nt
Organism: Cucurbita moschata (crookneck pumpkin)
Lineage: Eukaryota; Viridiplantae; Streptophyta; Magnoliopsida; Cucurbitales; Cucurbitaceae
Product: tyrosine--tRNA ligase, chloroplastic/mitochondrial
Exons: 1
Coding region: 60-1535 (491 amino acids)
Biological process (GO): tyrosyl-tRNA aminoacylation
Cellular component (GO): cytosol; mitochondrion; chloroplast stroma
Molecular function (GO): RNA binding; tyrosine-tRNA ligase activity; ATP binding
Source: RefSeq, a predicted model, not a curated record
UAAGGGGAUAUUGCAUUAGCCGAAGAGCUCUGCAGCGCUCAAAGAAGUGAACUCCAACAAUGGCGAUGGCUGCUUCUGCUCGCAGCUCCAUGACCUUCCUUCUCUCUCAGCGGACCCUCUUCUUCUCCAAUUCCAUCAUUUCCUCUAAGCCCUCUUUGUCCUUCUCCCUCAAAAGCACUUUCAGCUGCCUCGCUUCCUCUGCAAGUUCUCUCCAAUCUUCCACUCUCGAGCCCCAAACCGCUUCUCGGCGCAACGUCGUCGAAAUUCUCGAAGAACGAGGCCUUCUCGAGUCCAUCACCAGCGACAAUCUCCGCUCUGCUUGUCUCAGCCCUCUCAAGGUCUAUUGCGGCUUCGACCCCACUGCCGAGAGCUUACAUUUAGGUAAUCUUCUUGGUCUCAUCGUCCUCUCUUGGUUUCGCCGAUGCGGCCACACCACCGUCGCUCUCAUCGGCGGCGCCACUGCCCGCGUCGGCGAUCCCUCAGGCAAGAGCCUUGAACGGCCAGAGCUCGAUCUCCAGACCUUGGAGACCAACACUCUCGGAAUUACAAAUAUUAUAACUAGAAUUUUGGGGAACUCGGGCUUGGAUUCCAAUUUUAGCUCUGAUUUUGUGAUUCUUAAUAAUUACGAUUGGUGGAAGGAGUUCAGAUUUCUAGAUUUCUUGAAAGAAGUAGGUCGGUUUGCUAGAGUAGGAACGAUGAUGGCUAAGGAGAGCGUUAAGAGGAGAUUGGAAUCGGAUCAAGGAAUGAGCUAUACUGAAUUUACUUACCAGCUCUUGCAGGGAUAUGAUUUUCUGUAUCUGUAUCAAAACCAGGGCGUUUCUGUUCAGAUUGGAGGAAGUGAUCAAUGGGGGAAUAUCACUGCAGGGACUGAGCUCAUUAGGAAAAUUUUGCCACAGGCUGAUGGCGUUUAUGGCUUGACAUUCCCUCUUCUUCUGAAGAGCGAUGGCACCAAAUUCGGCAAGUCCGUAGACGGCGCCAUUUGGCUUUCGCCAUCGAAGUUAUCUCCAUACAAGUUUUAUCAGUAUUUCUUCAGUGUCCCAGAUGCAGAUGUGAUUAGAUUUCUCAGAAUUCUCACGUUUUUGGAUAUUGAGGAGAUUCGAGACUUGGAAAGUCAAAUGGCUAGCCCUGGAUAUGUACCGAACACGGCGCAGAGGCGGCUGGCCGAAGAAGUUACUCGAUUUGUUCAUGGAGAAGAUGGUUUGAAUGAGGCCCUUGAGGCCACUGAAGCAUUGAAACCAGGAGCAGAGACAAAGUUGGAUUGGAAGACUAUUGUGGGGAUUGGUGAGGAUGUUCCAUGCUGCUCGUUGGAGUACGAUCAAGUGUUGAAUCUUUCGGUUGUCGAUCUUGCAGUUAUGUCUGGUUUGCUCGAAAGCAAGUCGGCUGCCCGUCGUUUGCUGAAGCAAGGGGGACUCUAUUUGAAUAACAGUAGAGUGGAUUCUGAGAGUAAAAAAAUUGAAGCUAUAGACAUUAUUGAUGGGAAAGUUCUACUUUUAUCUGCAGGAAAGAAGAACAAGAUGGUUGUGAGGAUAUCAUAACCGAGCUUAUUCAGAAACAGCUCAUUAUUUCCUAACCAACAUGUCUUAUAUUAUUAACUUUUGGAUGAAUUUUUUUGUUAAACUAUUUCAAGUUCACCGUUAAGGCCCCGAUCUUCGAAUUGAC